Messenger RNA from Vigna radiata var. radiata (mung bean), 714 nucleotides. RefSeq lists its product as uncharacterized. Lineage: Eukaryota; Viridiplantae; Streptophyta; Magnoliopsida; Fabales; Fabaceae. The transcript has 4 exons. The record is from RefSeq and is a predicted model, not a curated record. Bases 1 to 714 code for a protein of 237 amino acids.
AUGAAUGCUAAGUGGUGGAGUGAGACAUUAGAUACCAUACUACUUGAAAAUCCGAAUUUGAAGAUAAAUGAAAUACGGUCAAAAUCUUUGAGGAAAUGGAAUACAAAUGUCACAUUAUCUAAAGCUCGUAGGGCAAAAUUAAUGGCAUCAUGCAAAGUUGAAGGUUCAUUCAAAGAUCAGUUCACAAGAAUAUAUGACUAUGCACAUGAAUUAUUGAGAUGUAACCCAGGAUCAACCGUCAAAGUUAAAGUAGAUAGUGAAAAUGGUCAGACCAUAUUUCAGAGGUUCAAUUACAAGGGGGAGUUAUUAACAGUUGUUGGUAGAGAUCCUAAUGAGAAGAUGUUACCUCUGGCAUAUGCAAUUAUGGAAGUAGAGAACAAAGAAACUUGGUCUUGGUUUUUGGAAUUGUUGAUAGAAGACCUUGGGGGCACUGAAGUAUGUGAUGCAUGCACUUUUAUGUCUGACCAACAAAAGGGUUUGCUGCCAGUGUUGUUUGAACUUUUACCUAGGGCAGAGCAUAGAUUUUGCAUGAGACACUUAUAUGCAAAUUUUAGAAAAAAAAUUCAGAGGGCACACCUUAAGACUUUGACGUGGAAGGCUGCUACUAGUACCUACCCCCAAGCUUGGAAAAGAGAAAUUUUGAAUAUGAAAGAGGUCAAUGUAGAAGCUUACAAAUACCUUAUUGUUAUUCCCCCAAGAUUGAGCAGUAACUGA